CAUCUUACAUUUCAUGAUUAUUUUGACAGUGUUUUUCUUUUACAUGUGUGUCAGUUGUAGAUAUUUUUUUAUUUACCUAACUUUAUUCCUCUGCCAUUACCAUCUGGAAAAGAAGAAUAAAAAGCUUAUGUAACUCCCACCCAACAAUAGAACAUGCCAUACCACAUGUUCUUCCUUGUGCUAAGACUUUACGGUUUCACUCAACCUUUUGUUUAAAUCUUGCUUAAGAUCUCAUUCAUCUUCUUCUCUGGUUAUGUUCUUCUUUCUUUUUGGUUCUUGCAUUUGAUAUUCUUCUGACUCUUUGCUUUGGUAUUUAAUUUUCACAUUCAUUUUUAUCAGAAUUUGCUCUGAUUGGAUUAUUUUGUUUUUUUUUUCUUAUCCUGUCAGAUGGAUGAUAAUAGGGAAAAUGCAUCUUGAGAUUCAGAUUUAGUCAUAUCUACAGAGAUUGGUUUUUUGUUGUUGCUCUUUUGUUUUUUUUUUUUUGAUUAAGAGCAACAAUCAUGUCCAUGGGAGAUGAAAAACAGUGUUGUGAGAUGAAGAACAAAAUAAUGCUUUUUGGGUUGCUGAUUAGGAGAAUCUUUGAUGAAGAGAAGGGUAAGCUUCUUCAGAGGCUAGAGGAUGCCAACAGUGAGAUUACAGAGUUGAAGAAACUGAGAAAAGAAGAUGCAAAAGCUAACGAGAAGGUAGUUAGCAUAAUCGCGUCUCAGAAACAGAACUGGUUGAAGGAGAAGUACAGACUAAGGCUGCAGGUUGAAGCUCUGAUGAGGGAGCUAAGGAACAUGGAGAAGAGGAAGAGAACAAGCUUAACUGAGUUGCAAGAAAGGUUAAAAGAAAAGGACGGUUUAUUGCAAUCCAAAGAUAAGGAAAUUGAGGAAGAGAAGCGCAAAUGCCAAGAGAUAGAGGAGAAGCUGGUCAAGGCAGAAAAAGAAGUUGAAGAUUUGAGGGAAAAGAAAGAGAGAGAUGUGCAAGAACAUUCCUCUGAGCUAUGGAGGCAAAAGAAGACAUUCCUUGAGCUUGCUUCUAGCCAGAGACAACUUGAAGCUGAGCUGAGUCGUGCAAAUAAGCAAAUCGAUGCUAAGAGACAUGAACUUGAAGACUUGUCCUUAGAAAUGGCUAAGAUGAGGAAAGAUUUGGAAGCAAAAGAUCGGAUAUUGGCAGUGAUGUUGAAGAAGUCAAAACUGGAUAUAGCAGAGAUGCAUACAUUGCUUAUGGAGGCUAAAAUGAAGCAAGAUGAAGACGAAGCAAAGAGUUGGAGAUCAAACUCGAAGUCAAGACGGUCACUAAGAAGCAUGUUUGCUUUUGAAACCACAAGUAAGCCUAAAACCAACAGUGUUGGCUCCAUUGAUGAACAUCUGGAAUGGAAUAAAGAUCCUGAUGUCAUCCCAGAGAUCAUGGAUUCCUACUCUAAUGAUGAUUUCAGUGAACUUGGAGUCCAUGGAAUUGCAAAGAAGCGUGAGAAUAUGAGUUUUGGUGAGGAAGAUUUUUGUAUUAGAGUGAUAGGGAAGAAGCAAGAGAUAGAGUUAGGGGGUUUGCCAGAGCAUGAAAAGAUUGAAGCUCUGUGUUUGCAUUUGAUGAACUCUGAGUUAGAAUCAAACCGGUUGAGAUCUUGUAUAGAAGGACAGAACCAAGAAAUGUCACAGUUGAGACACAACAAGGAAGGCCUUGUAAGUCAAAGAGGGGAAGAAUCUGUUGCCAUGAGGAAACAACAUUUCAAGACACAGCUAAAAAGCUUGAUGUCCCACAAGAACAGCACGAGUUAUAGGAGAAAGAACACAAAAGCAGAAGAAGUACAAGUGCAAGAAAGAGUAUUUGGAUCAAAGGAAGGUUCUAAGGAACAUGCGACCGAGAAAGGAAGGGAAUCAUACUCCCCUGAUGAACUGAGACAUUUAACUUUGAAAGCGGCUCAAUCUGAUGCUGAAGAAGAAUCUGAAAAGGACACUCUCUUGCAAGAAGAUCAGUUUACCAGAAGAGAAAAAGCAGGUGGUAAGGAGAGUGAAAGCCAGCCAUCAAGCACAAACAAUCCACCUUGGAGAAUGGAUCUUCAUGCUCUUGGAGUCUCAUUCAAGAUCAAAAGGCUUAGACAACAGCUGAUGAUGCUUGAAAGAUAUAUUGGCAAACAAGAGAGCCAAGAGAUCGACAAGAGCAGCAGCAGUGAUACCGGGAAAAGGGCUUUGUUAUUGCUCAUUACACUGCUCAACAAACAAGUUACUAGGUAUCAAUCACUUCAGGAGAAGAUUGAUGGUAUCUGCAAAAAAAUGCAUGUGAAUGAUACAGAAAAGACAUCACUAGAGCAUUUCUUAGAUGAGACAUUUCAGCUGCAAAGAUACAUAGUGGCAACAGGACAGAAACUAAUGGAAAUUCAGUCCAAGAUCACUUCUGGGUUUGUAGAGGUUCUAGUAGGCUUCAUCACUACAGAGUCCUCAUCUACUAGUAGCAGCUUUGAUCCAGAACGUUUUGUAGAAAGCAUUAGAACUCUGUUUCAGGAAGUGCAGAGAGGGCUUGAGGUUAGGAUAUCUCGAAUCAUAGGUGAUCUUGGAGGGACACUUGCACGUGAGGGAAUGAUACAUUUGAAACGACGGGAGGACGGCGUCCAACGACUAUGAGUAGCUCUUCUCAAGGUUAAUGAGAACCCUUUUAGGUUUUGUAUAUAGAAAUCACUUAUAUAUACAGGAAGAAUUGGCGCUGUGUUUAAACUCUGAAAACUCUUAAGCUCUCCCCCAAAUGAUUUGUUUUUCAGCUGUAGUCUCAGUUAAGAUUUGGAAAACAAACAUUGUUUAUUCGAUAUACUUGUACGUUCUUACCCCAUAUUGUAAAAUCAUUACUGAGUU
Raphanus sativus (radish) is the source of this 2828-nucleotide messenger RNA. RefSeq lists its product as uncharacterized. Lineage: Eukaryota; Viridiplantae; Streptophyta; Magnoliopsida; Brassicales; Brassicaceae. The record is from RefSeq and is a predicted model, not a curated record.